Messenger RNA from Selaginella moellendorffii, 2457 nucleotides. RefSeq lists its product as uncharacterized. Bases 2 to 448 code for a protein of 148 amino acids. The record is from RefSeq and is a predicted model, not a curated record. NCBI's taxonomy places the organism in Eukaryota, Viridiplantae, Streptophyta, Lycopodiopsida, Selaginellales, Selaginellaceae. The transcript has 2 exons.
AAUGGGUCCAAUCCAACUGGACGGCGACGGCCGCGAGCGAUCUCCUCUCCAGGGAGGAUGGACGAGGCACGCCGCAUUUUCGAUUUGCACCGUGGCGUCGGUGGAACUUCGUCAUCGGCGGCUACACGUGGUGCGGCCAGCCGGAUCUCGCGCUCCAGUUCUUUGCGCGGCUGCAUGCCGAGGGGUUGGAUGCAAACGGUCGGCGGCUCUCCAGGGGGUGAGAGAUUUACAGGGGAGGAUCAUCAAGCUCAGGAGCCUCAAGAGAGGCUUGGCUCUCCAUUCCCAGCUCCAGAGUGGUGGAUUUCUAUGGAAAGUGUGGCAGCGUGAGAGAAGCUCUAAAGAUUUUCCAGGCUGCCAACUUGGGAACAAAGGACGUGGUUUUGUGGAGUGCGAUGAUCAGCGCUUGCUCACAAGGAGGGGAAGACGAGCUAGCCUUGGAGCUCUUUGAGCUUAUGCUUCUGGAAGAUGGAGUGGAGGCGAAUGCUCGGACUCUAGCUUGCAAGAACAGGGACAGGGAUUUCGUCCAGCGUUUUCGUCUCCAACAGUCUGAUGGAAAUGUAUGCCAAGUGUGAGAGAUUGCUGGAUUGCCGGCGAGUUUUGGAUGGGAUGAUUGAGCAGGAUUCGGUCUCCUGGAAUGUUAUGAUCAUGGGAUAUGCAAAAGGUUGGGAGGCCGAGCGAGCUAUCGAGUUAUUCACGGCCAUGCAAGCACGAGACGUGGUUGUCAGUUCGAGAACUUUAUUCUCCAGGCGUGCUUGGAUAUGGCCGAGAAGGAAGAGGCUCGGCUUGUGGAUGGAAAGUCCUUGAGAGUGGCAUCGCUGGAAAAGGCAUUGGCUUUCUUGACGGGCUGGAAGAUGCUUACACUGCAAACAACUUGAUCAGUCUCUACUCUCUGUGUGGAAGUUUGAAUGAUGCGGCUCGGGUUUUUGACAAGAUGGUGAUCAAAGACGUCGUUCGUGGAACAUCAUGAUCGAAGCAUACACCGAGAGUGGCAACCAUGAGCUUGCCCUGCAGGAGUUUUUUAAGGAUGAUACUCCAAGGAUUGAAACCCGACUUGCAGACUUUUGCUGCGGUACUUAAGGCUUGUGGAGGUCUUGGAGAACUACAGGCUGGUCUGAUCGAAGAAGCUGGGGCAGAGAACUCUCCAGCGGUGGCAAACUCCCUCAUAAGUUUCUAUGGCAAGUGUGGUGACAUGGAGCAACCUCGCUGAGUGUUUGAUGGGUUUCCAGACAAGGACGCAGUGUCUUGGAGAGCACUGAUCGCAGGAUACAGCCAUCAGGGGGACAGUGACGCAGUGUUUGAUCUGUUUGAGAGAAUGCAAGAGUUCGCCAAGCCGGAUUCUGUGACAUUCUCUUCAGUUCUAUCGGUCUGCUGCCACGCUGGUUUGGUCGACAAGGGGCGGCUAGUGCCGGCUCCCAUAGCAAAAGUUAUAGAGUUCAGAAGAGGAAGCUCGGCCGCCACCUUGCAUUUAUCGCACAGAAAGUCAUCAGCAAGAGUUCCUGUGACACUGAGCUCCCACAAACCAAUGGUGAUCCUAAGCUCAUCAAAUAUGGUAUCAGGUUUGGCUGCCAAGCUCACAUUUUCUCUAUCAAGGACUAAAACUUGUGGGAUUUGUUUCAGGCGUCGUCGAGCUGUGGAAGCCAGCUCCAGAGCUGUAUCAAGCAGUGGAUGGUCAUUGCUUUCUGCACAACUCAUCUGGUCCCUUGCGGCAUCGAGAGCGGCCAAGAGAAGGUAACUCGGACUGGAGCUUUGCAAGGCUCCAAGGCACUUGCUAAUUCUCUCGUGCUUUACAAUAUCGCAGCCUCUCGCAAGAUGGAGCAUCCCAGACUGAGUAAGAGACGAGAGUACCUUAUGUGUGGAUUGGACAGCAUCGUCGGCUCCCUGCUCGAGUGCCGUUACAGGAAACCUCGAGUGGAACUUGCAGUGAGCUCCAUGAGCCUUGUCAACUUUGAUCAGGAUACCAUGCUGUGACACACCUUUGCAAUCUCGUCCACUGGGCUACACACGCCAAAGUAAGUUGGCAAGACAAUCAGAACAGCUCCAAUUCCUACGUCUUUUCUUUUCUGCAGAUCCAAGAUGGCCAACUCGAUGCUCUCGGCAGAGACACCGUGAGAAAUCUCCCAGAGCUCGUCAUAACAAGGAAGAACAUAGUGAGGCAUUACUCCAAGAACCAUGGCAGAGAAUGCCGAGACGUGGGAACCACGAGUACCCUGCUCCGAAAAGCUUGGCAGCCAUUUGCUGCGCUUCUUGUGGCGAGUGCAAGUUAUCUAGGCCUGGCAUCUCCGGGAGAUGAAACUGGAAGAGUUGAGCUCCGAGAAACUUGGAAAAUCGAAGGGGUGGCUUGGGAAGUGAAACUCAGCGGCACGCUCCUCGCCAGUUCUCUUGAGAGCUUCAAGCAAAGGAGCUGAGUUCAUCGGCAUAGCUGAUCUUCAAUUCAUAAUAUUUAUGCCCUUUCCUAUU